This is a messenger RNA of Phytophthora sojae, 624 nucleotides long. RefSeq lists its product as hypothetical. The transcript has a single exon. The annotation marks the transcript as partial. NCBI's taxonomy places the organism in Eukaryota, Oomycota, Peronosporomycetes, Peronosporales, Peronosporaceae. The record is from RefSeq and is a predicted model, not a curated record.
AAGCUGCAGCGCAGACAGCGCAUGCACUCGCGCGUGGAGGCGCUGCUGAAUGUGGUGAAGGACCAGCAGACUCAGUACCAGCAGGCGGCCGAAUUGCUAAGCGUGCGUGUGGCCAAAUACGUCACAGCGCAACAAGCAACGACGAAUCAGGCCGCAGCGACCAAGGCGAGCUCGUCGGCGACGCAGUUCACUCGGGGGCUGGAGCUGCAGGCGCUGCAGACGGAGCUGUUGGAGCUCAAGGGCGCCGUCAUGGACACUUUCCUGCAGCCGAGAGUGGAAACGAAGGUGGUGGAGGUGACCAAGGAGGUGACCAAGGAGCUGCCGAUACUGCUUCGGCCAGCGGAAGUGAGCGUGUCGGACAGAGUGGCACGACAAAGUACAGCAAAGAUCGUGCGUGACUCUGCUGGGCGUGUGGAGAGCACGAAGCCCGUUGCAGCUCCCCACGUGGAGAGUGAUAACAAGCAACCCGAGGCUCCAACUCAUGAGGAAGGCGCUAAGACUACAGUCGAGCGCAGACGAGAUCAAACAACUAUGACAACCGCUGAAAUUACCGAGCUGUUCGGACAGUUCGACGAGGAGCUGUCGACCGCCGGAAGCUAUCGCAUGCUGUUCGCGACUUCAUAA